Messenger RNA from Carassius auratus (goldfish), 1542 nucleotides. RefSeq lists its product as uncharacterized. Bases 217 to 1137 code for a protein of 306 amino acids. NCBI's taxonomy places the organism in Eukaryota, Metazoa, Chordata, Actinopteri, Cypriniformes, Cyprinidae. The record is from RefSeq and is a predicted model, not a curated record. The transcript has 6 exons.
AUUCAAUGUUUUUAGUCGUUUCCUCUUUUUAAAAUUUGUGAUGAAAUAUACAAGGAAUCUGAUGGGAUUCAAAUGAUGUGUUACCGUCAACUGAUGAUAUCUGAGGCUUUACUCAAAGAGGAAAUCACCGCCUAAAACCUAGUUUCACAGCAUGAGACACUUCAGCAAAACAUUGUGAGGCAGAAGCCACACACAGUGCUUUCCCUGGAAAGAGAGAUGUGCUUCCCUCUGAUCUUUUGUGGGUGGAUGAUGUUUUCUUCAGUCUUUGCUUUUGGUGAUGUGGCAGUGAAUCGCACGAAACCGUUAUGUGUCAAUCGCGGACAGUCAGCCAAAAUCAGAUGCAACUACAGCCGAACAAAUGACACAGAGAGUAUGACAGCAGCUCUGCAAACAUUAAAUCUUACACUGUGUUCAUAUUACUUUUUUCACGAUACAUGGAAAGAACACCAUUGCAAAGAUUCUGUCAGAUUCACAUGGAUUCCAGAGACUAAGGACAUGACGUUUGAACUCCUAAAUCUCCAAAUUCAGGAUACCGGCACAUACACCUGUUCUGUGAAAAGGAUUGUAAAACCACCUGAAGUGGAUCUCGGAGUUCAAAGAGUUCAAGUAAUUGUGCGUCCCGUCUUGUUGCUGUCCUGUGUUAAGAGGCCUGAUGGAUCUCUCAUGAUUCUGUGCUCUGUGGAAUUUUACCCUGAUUCUCUUGAACAGAUGUGGAUCAGAGAUGGAGACGUCCUCAACAGCUCAUACUCAAACAAAUCAUUCAAUGGAUCCUUUAGUCACCAAUCAUACCUUAUAUUGCCACCACAAACUUUCAAUGAUACAAUCUACUCCUGCUGGGUAAACCACCCGUCUUUAAACAAACCACUCGUGGCCAAUGUAUCGAGCUCUGUCUGUUAUGAAAGUGACGGUGUAACUGUGAUUGUGACAGUAGUGUUUGUCAUGCUGAUAGUGACACUGACUGUCUUUUUGAUCGCACUAGUCAUAUGCAAACAUUACAGAAGAACAUGUCAGCAGUCUGUGAGUGUUACAGUUGAGGCUGUCCUCCCUGAUCCCCUGCAGUCUGAGAUACUGUACUCGACACUGGGUGACCAUCAUCCAGUCCGCUGCAGCCCUUCCGAUGUCCGAUCAAUUGCAUAAUAAACACUGAAUGAGCAAAUAUUACAAUGUUAGAUUUGUGCAUAUCUCAUUGUUAUCACAGUGGUUUUUAAGUGGUUUGUUAUGGGGCUGGUUACAUAAACUGCUCUGACUAGUCUUAAAGGGCACCUAUUAUGCAAAAUCUACUUUUACAUGGUGUUUGGACAUACAUGGGGCAGUUCUGGUCUAAUGGAUAGACAGUCAGACUUGUAAUCUGACAGUCGCGGUUUCGAGUCUCAAGUCCGUCAAGUGUGUUCACGGCAUGUGUGUGUGUGUUAGUUUACUACUCACUGCUGUGUGUGUACUUGGAUGGGUUACAUGCAGACCCCAAGUAUGGCAAACAAUACUUGGCCACACGUCACAUCCUUAAAUGUGUGUACCCUGCAAUGAUAAAAAUCCACCCAGUCC